UGAUAAGAACCAGGCUGAUAUCAUCCAGCCACCGCCCCUAAACUCGUAUUCUAUCCUUCUGCCUACUAAAAAUUUUCCUGUCGUCCAUCUGGGAAGGAGGGUGAAUUUUCAAGAUACCAAAACUGUACAUACCAUGAAUGCAUGUGCACCUGACUGGUGUUGGUGCUCUAUAUCGGAUUAUGCCUAUUGAAAAGCACAUGGUGCAUAAAGCACCAAGUGUUGUUAUCUCAUCGUGAGUUUCUUCCCCGAAAAGCAUCAUAGAGCUCCAAACAUAGCGCGGAGUCAGACCACGAUGUCCAGGGUCUGUCUCAUACCCUGUUGGUGGAAUGUGUUCCAACCAUCCAUGAAAGGUAGCAUACGAUUUCCGAGCAAGGCUGUGCCGCAUGUCUUUCAGUCAGUCCCAAAUACCAUUUACCCAUAGGUCCACUCCCGUUAAGCCUAUCAUUCCCUGGAAAACGUUUCCUCGCAUUCUUCUCUGAUUUCUUUUCGCUGCCUGACUUCAUACUCUCUUUUCUCAUCUAACUCUUAUGAUAUCUCAAUACAACAACUAGCGUCGUUCGUUUCCUCCAAACUUUGACGGUUACGUUUUUUUUUUUUUUUUUUUUUUUUUUUUUUUGCUUUUGCCUCGAAAUGGCGGCCAUUGAACACAAUGCUCAGAGUGUUCAAGGGCAUCUUCCCGCAAUGCUGAAGUCCCGGCGCAUGCGCACGGUAUUUCUCAUGAUGUUCUUAUUCUGUGUCGUCAUGUAUACACUGUCGUUACUCGCGAUUGAUAUUCACGACUACUCUUCGCCACAGCAUGUCUACGAGAAACUGAAGAACGGUACGUUCUAUCACAGUGGUGACAACUACCAAGAGCAUCAUGGGAUCGACCACAUCACGUUGCCAAAGCCUGUGUCGAGUGCGUCACCAGAUGAUUAUCUGCGCACGCACAACGGAAAGGUUAAACUGCCUGGAAUGUUGCAGAGUGAAUCUUCACAACAGCAAACACCUGUCUACCUUCAAACAGAGGCAGUAGGUGCGACCUCGGAUCAGAUGAAACCUACUUCCGCACCAGUCAGUAGGACAACGCAACUAUCGGACCCAUCAUCCAUCACCUCGUCUGCCAAUCUUGACAGCACAUCAACAGUGCCGAAUCCACUGCCUACAUAUACUGAUCAUGUCAAUAACGAUACCGAAAUCGACUGGUCGUCCUUCGCUUAUGUACAAUACGUUACAAAUCCAACCUACCUCUGCAACUCCCUGAUGAUUCUCGAGUCGUUAUAUCGCUUGGGCACCCAAGCCGACCUCGUCAUGCUUUAUCCCAGACAGUGGAAAGUGCCUGCCUUGCGAGAAGACGCCGAAACUCCGGAAAGUUCUCAGCUCGCGAAAGCCAGGGAUGAGUACGGUGCGAAACUUGUUCCCAUCGAGGUGCAAAGCUAUGAUAGGGGGGAUAUAACUUGGACAGACAGUUUUACCAAGCUUCUGUUGUUCAACCAGACGCAAUACAAGAGGGUCAUUCAUCUAGACUCGGAUGGAACAGUGAAAAAGCCUAUGGACGAACUGUUUCACCUGCCUUCCGCCGCAUGCGCGAUGCCGCGCGGCUACUGGCUUGACCCCAUCCAACUUGCCAGUAUCAUCAUCGUCGCCGAACCAUCUGCUGAAGAGUUUGCCCGCAUUCAAGAUUACAUCAAUACGCAUGAAGAUUCUGGUUUUGACAUGGACAUUAUGGAUUCCAUCUACCACGACUCCGCCUUGAUCUUUCCACAUCGCAAUUACCUUCUACUCACUGGCGAAUUUCGUGGCGACCAGCAUGCGAAGUAUCUAGGCAACGAGUAUGAGGAGUGGAAUGCGACGAAGGCGGUUGAGGAGACCCGAUAUAUCCAUUGGAGUGAAUGGCCACUACCGAAACCGUGGAUUAGGCCGCACGAAGUGGACUUGAAGAAUAAACAGCCCAAGUGUCAUGAUACGGAUAAGGAGGGUGAAGACUGUCGAAAUAGGGAUGCAUAUCUCGCGUUGAGAGAGGAUUUCACGCGACGAAGGAAGGAAGUUUGCGGGCGAGAAUUUGAUCAUGAAGAUAGAGCCAAACGCUCCAUGGGGACAAAACGCUGA
Molecule: messenger RNA, 2088 nt
Organism: Periconia digitata
Lineage: Eukaryota; Fungi; Ascomycota; Dothideomycetes; Pleosporales; Periconiaceae
Source: the annotation of a GenBank genome assembly